GUUUCAUUAACAUAGAAACACGUGUAGUAGCGAUACUAGCAAACCUAUCGGCAAUUUGGACAAUUAAAAUUUAUAAAAUAUUGUUUUAUUGAAAAGAAUAAAAAUAUAUAAUGUUAACACGAAAAAUAUGCCAUAAUGGAAGACGAUAUAUACCAACAUGUAUUUAUAUGUCCAAAAGAAAUAUUCAAAAUAUUGAUGAUAUAGAUGUAUAUGAAGCUAAAACAAAAUUAUCUGUACCCAGUGCUAAAUUAACAAAAAGGGAACCAUUUGUCAAAAAUCUAUUUCUUGGUAAAUUUGAUUUUGAACUUAUGGCUUUUCCUGAACCACAAUCAGUUGAUAGGUACAACCAGUUUUUCGAAUGGAUAAAACCAAUUGAAAAUUAUAUGUCUUCCGUAAACAGAAAUGAAUUAUCUAAAAAAGAAGCAUUUCAAGCAUUGAAAGAUCUUGAUGUUUUACGAGCAAGAAUAAAUUCCAAGUAUGGUGGAUUAGAUAUGUCUGAUGCAGAAACUGUCAAAGUAUUGGAAAUUUUAGUAUCAGUACCUUGGUUAGCUACAUGCUUUAUUAAAAAUAAUCUCAUGCCUAUUGACUUAAUUUCUAAAUUUGGUAAUGAAUGGCAAAAAGAAUAUUAUUUGCCUAAAAUAGGUAAUGGAGAAUUAUUACCUACAGUUUGUAUUACUGAAAUUUUAACCGGUCCAAAUAUGAAAAACAUUGAAACCGAAGCAUCACUUUCAAAAUGUGAUAAAUAUUGGACGAUAAAUGGUAGAAAAGAAUUUGUUACCAAUGGAAUAGAUUCUAAUUUAUUUUUAAUCGUUGCACGAUCUGAAGAAAAAAAUUUACCAAUGCAUCAAUCGUUAUCAGCAUUUUUAGUAGAAAGUAAACAUGGUGGUAUUACUUGUAGCAAUGCUAUUAAUACAAUGAAUCAACGUGAAAUACAUCUUUGUACGGUUGACUUUAAAGAUACAUGUAUUCCUAAGGAAAAUUUGUUAAGCGAAUUAUGUGAUGGAAAUAAUGUUUUAUUGGAUGUAUAUGCUCCUGGAACAAAUAGGAUUGCUGGAGAAUCAAUUGGUAUAUUGCGAAAUUUCUUAUCCUUAAUGAACAAAAAUAUUUUAGGUAGAAAACAUCUUGACAAAAAUAUGCAUGAAUUUGAAGCAAUACAAGAAAUUGUUGGACAUAUAUCAAGUCGUUUGUAUUGUAUGGAAAGUGUAGCAUUAUUUACUAGUUCAUUAAAUGAUAUUUAUGAUGGUCAAGAUUUGGAAAUAGAAAAGGCAAUAACAGAAAAUUAUUGUUCUAAUGAAUGCGUAAAACAAAUACAAAAAGGAUUACAAGUGAUUGGAGUUGAAAGUUAUAUGGAAAAUAAUCCAUAUAUGCAAUUGUAUCAGGAUGCUUUAGGAUUAUCUUUAUUUGAUGGAUCUUCUAUUGAUGAAAAAAUAUUCAUAGCUUUGUUAGGUUUACAAUAUGUUGGAAAGGAUAUUCAUGAAGAUAUCAAAAAAUCAAGGAAUAUUUUACAAAAUCCUCUUUAUAUGUUCAAACAAUUUAUGUCACAUAAAAAAGUUAAUUUAAAUUUAUUUGAAUAUGCACAUUUAUCACUUAAAGUAGCAUGUACUGCAAUUGAAGAAGCUAUUGAGAUAUUAGUAAAUACUUCUGCAUUGUUAUUAGAUGUGUAUGGAUCAGAAAUAUCUUCUAAGCAUAUUGUUUUACAAAAAUUUGCUGACAUUGUAAUUCAAUUAUAUGUAGCAAUUACUGUAGUAUCACGUGCUUCUAGAAGUUAUUGUACAGGAAUGAGGAAUAAUGAUCAAGAACGGUAUAUUGCAGUAUACGUUGCUCGACAGAUGCAUAAAUCAAUACAAUUAUUAAAAGACGAUAUACAAGAAUGUUGUGUACUUUAUUCUGAUAGAGCAUUAGACACGGUAUCUAAAUCUGCAUUUGAAAAUAAAGGAUAUAUGUGUGAACAUCCUUUGAUAAGAAACGUUUAAUUAUAUACAACAACAAAUCUUUAUUCAAUGUAGCAGUACAUUUAUUUACUAUUAGAAACUUAUUAUCUAAACAAUACGACUCACAUAUAUCAUCCUUAUGUGUUGUAUCAUUUGAACAUUUUAUUUUUUAGAUAAUUAACAUAUUCUAGAAUUAUUUUAAUUUAUAAAACAGCGAUUAACUCGAUAAUUGGAUUGUUAUAUUAUAUAAAACAUUAUUUUAUUUAAACUAAGCACAUUGUGUGUCGAGUUUGCUGUAUGUGAAAAUCAUUGUUUAGAAAUAAGUAUUGCUUUAAAUAUAAGGAUAUUUUAUUAAUUAAAAUAAUUUAUAAAA
Polistes dominula (European paper wasp) is the source of this 2304-nucleotide messenger RNA. RefSeq names its product complex I assembly factor ACAD9, mitochondrial. Lineage: Eukaryota; Metazoa; Arthropoda; Insecta; Hymenoptera; Vespidae. The record is from RefSeq and is a predicted model, not a curated record. Gene Ontology annotation, molecular function: flavin adenine dinucleotide binding; acyl-CoA dehydrogenase activity.